UUUCAGGUGACAGACGUCUACAUCCCGCGACCGUUCAGAUCGUUUGCGUUCGUCAACUUCUCCAGUGGGUUGGUAGCGGCCAAACUUAUAAGUAAGGGGGAUUAUGUGGUGAAAGGCUCAUCGCUGGCCGUGUGCGCGGCGGCUCCACGGGAAUACUCGGAUUAUUCGCCGCGGAUGGCGCCGAAAGGGAACUACGCAGGAGGGGGAUCGUACAUUAGGAAGAUUGCCACUGCGUCACCGCGAUACGACUCCUAUUCAGCGAGACAGCAGCAGCAGGUGAGUAUUAACAUGAUAUUAGUGUGA
Messenger RNA from Anisakis simplex (herring worm), 303 nucleotides. Lineage: Eukaryota; Metazoa; Nematoda; Chromadorea; Rhabditida; Anisakidae. The record is from the annotation of a GenBank genome assembly.